AUGAAACGCCGAAAGUUUCUUUGCACAGCCUACAUUCUCUGCGCUUUGAUUACACUGAUAUUUUGCUAUGGCUUCAUUUCUUCAUAUGAAGUAUCAUAUUUUCUUGGAAUUCAAAUACAACCGGCUCAACGGAUUGCCAGUGAUUGCGAGACUUUGAAUAUUGCGAUGGUGAUUGCCGGCUACGAAACAACGAAUAGAGCUGUGAUUCUUUUAAAAUCGAUCUUAUUUUACUAUCAACAACGAAUUCAUUUCCAUUUCAUCACCGAUCAUCGAUCAAUGGAUGUUCUCCCAAAAUUGUUCAAUACUUGGCAGUUAGCUGAUGUUGAAUAUUCUUUCUAUAACUCAACAAAUUACAUCAAUCGUGUCAAUUGGAUUCCGAAUAAUCACUAUUCGAAACAUUUUGGUCUGAUUAAACUGUUACUGGCUGAUAUUUUACCGGAAGAUGUUAAGAAGGUUCUUCUACUGGACACUGAUCUGUUGAUUGUUGGAGAAAUUCAAGAGCUGAUUGACAGUUUCUCAAAGUUGACAAAUGGAAAAUUGUACGGACUUGUGGAGAACAUGUCAAGAUGGUAUACAACACAGGAUCCCAUUCAUCACGUUUGGCCAGCACUGGGAUCCGGCUUUAACACUGGGGUUGCUUUGAUCAAUCUGGAUGCAAUGAGAAAAAUCCGAUGGAAUCACAUUUGGAGAACGGUGGCGGAAGAGAAUUUGAAAUAUUACGGGAGAACGAUGUUGGCUGAUCAGGAUAUCAUCAACGCAAUCUUCGUCCAAAAUCCCCAUUUCAUCCAUCGUUUACCCUGUAAAAGAUUUAUUCAA
This is a messenger RNA of Mesorhabditis belari, 816 nucleotides long. NCBI's taxonomy places the organism in Eukaryota, Metazoa, Nematoda, Chromadorea, Rhabditida, Rhabditidae. The record is from the annotation of a GenBank genome assembly.